UACUUCCUUGUUGUCAGUUGGCUUCAUUAAAAGGCGCGUAAAUGCUGAGGAAGACUUUCCUGUUGUGUUAAUAUUUGCAGCUUUGUGCUCGUCUCUGCCUUUGUGUAAACCUCACAGCGGCGCAGAGCGACAGUCCGCGGCCAUGGCGUGUAAAAGAGGAGCGCUCAUCGUGCUGGAGGGGGUGGACAAGGCCGGGAAAACCACGCAGUGCAAGAAACUGGUUCAGGCGCUGCAACAAAGCGGUCGGCCCGCUGAGAUGAUGAGAUUCCCCGACAGGACUACAACCAUUGGACAGCUGAUCAGCGCUUACCUGGAGAAGAGAAGUGAGUUGGAGGACCACACGGUGCAUCUGCUGUUCUCUGCGAACCGCUGGGAGCUGGUACCUUUAAUGAAGAAGAAGCUGGACCAAGGAAUCACUCUGGUAGUAGAUAGGUACGCCUUCUCUGGAGCUGCUUUCACCAGUGCAAAGCCGGGGUUCUGUUUGGACUGGUGCAAGAAACCUGAUGUGGGGCUGCCAAAGCCGGACCUUGUCAUGUUUCUACAGCUCAGCUCUGCUGAGGCUGCUCUCAGAGGACAGUUUGGAGAAGAGAGAUAUGAGACUAGCAUUUUCCAAAGAGCAGUUCAGAAGAAAUUUGAACAGCUGAUGAAAGAUCCCACAGUAAACUGGCAGGUAAUUGAUGCUUCUCAGAGCAUUGAGGAUGUGCACAAGGACAUCACCACCCACAGCCUUAAUGCUGUGAACACAGCUCAGAGCCUGCCACUUGGAGAACUAUGGAAGUGAAUGUAAAACCAGCCUGGGUAAAUCUUCAGUUUCAAGACCAAGACAUUGUGUAUGAUGCAAGAUUUAGUUCUUUUUGUAUGUUUUUAUCUGUUGUAAUAACUAAAUUACUUUUUUGCAAAUACACACUUUGUACAGUGUGCCACUUUUUACUUGCCGUAGCUUGAUUGAAAGCAGAAGAGAAAUGCCUUAACUGAGUCAGAUAUAAUCUCACACUGUCUUCAAAUUGAAGAAAUAUACAGCUGUGAAAUAUCAGAUUUAGAUUUUAUUUUUAGUUUUUAAUCCUCUUACAUAUCUAUUGUUCUUUAACCUGUCUAUAUUGUAUUGAUUAAAUAAGCAAUCUUCAAAUAAACUAGUGUAUAUGUUCA
Molecule: messenger RNA, 1146 nt
Organism: Toxotes jaculatrix (banded archerfish)
Lineage: Eukaryota; Metazoa; Chordata; Actinopteri; Toxotidae
Gene: dtymk
Product: deoxythymidylate kinase (thymidylate kinase)
Exons: 5
Coding region: 143-781 (212 amino acids)
Biological process (GO): dTDP biosynthetic process; dTTP biosynthetic process; dUDP biosynthetic process
Cellular component (GO): cytoplasm; cytosol; mitochondrion
Molecular function (GO): ATP binding; dTMP kinase activity
Source: RefSeq, a predicted model, not a curated record